Doryrhamphus excisus (bluestripe pipefish) is the source of this 4423-nucleotide messenger RNA. Lineage: Eukaryota; Metazoa; Chordata; Actinopteri; Syngnathiformes; Syngnathidae. The record is from RefSeq and is a predicted model, not a curated record.
AUCGCGUUGUUUGGACACAGCUGAUCGUUUCAUGCUAGACAAAAUAAAGGGCCAGGCUAGCAGGUCUCACUCACAAGUUAUCACCCCCGGGGAGCAGGAGAGCUGUCGGGUCAUAAGUAAGCUAGGCUGCGGUGACAGGAACCAGGAGCUCCUUCUUCUUCGUUUACCAUGGAAACCUUGCCAGUAGCGGCUAGCUAACAUUAGCUUUGUCCCGCUUGACGGGGAGCUAUGACAACAACAACAAAAACGGCUUAAAUGUUUGCUUAAAUGUCAAUCUUGUUGUCUGUUAAAGCUGUCCGUCACAAUGUCCUGCUCUGGAAACCUGGUUUGGGAUGUAAAUAAACGCCGCAUUGGGUACAGCGACCCGAACAGUAUCAGGACUAACUAUUUAGGUAGAAGAGAGUUUGUUCAGAGGCUUAAACUCGAAGCAACGCUGAAUGUACACGAUGGCUGUGUCAACACCAUCUCGUGGAAUGACACAGGAGAAUACAUCCUGUCAGGGUCAGAUGAUACCUUCCUGGCCAUUACCAACCCGUACAACAAAAAGGUCAAAAAGUCAAUACGGUCCGGUCACCGUGCCAACAUCUUCAGCGCAAAGUUCAUGCCCCACACCAACGACCAGGAGAUCAUCUCCUGCUCCGGGGACGGAAUCAUCUAUUACACACACACGGAGAAGAGCGCAGAGUUCAACAGACAGUGUCAGUUCACCUGCCAUUAUGGCACCGCCUAUGAGAUUAUGACGGUACCAAAUGACCCCUAUACCUUCUUGUCAUGCGGGGAGGAUGGCACGGUGCGAUGGUUCGACCUCCGCACGAAAACCAGCUGCACUAAAGAAGACUGCAAAGAUGACAUCCUAAUAAAUUGCCGCAGAGCAGCGACAUCCAUCUCCAUCUCUCCCCUGAUGCCCUACUAUCUAGCGGUGGGCUGCUCCGACAGCUCUGUGCGCAUUUACGACAGACGCAUGCUGGGCACCAGGGCAACGGGUAACUACAUGGGUCGGGGGACAACGGGCAUGUGCGUGAGGUUCGUGCCCGACCACCUGUCCAACAAGUCGUGUCGCGUGACAUCUCUGUGCUACAGCGAGGACGGCCAGGAGGUGCUGGUCAGCUACUCCUCAGACUACAUCUACCUGUUUGAUCCCAAAGAUGACCAGGCCCGAGAGCUGAAGGGGCCCUCGGAGGAGAGGAGGGAGGAGCUGAGGCAGCCACCAGUGAAGCGCCUCCGUCUACGAGGUGACUGGUCAGACACCGGACCCCGAGCUCGUCCAGAAAGCGAAAGGGAGAGAGAUGGUGAGCAGAGUCCUAAUGUCUCUCUAAUGCAGAGGAUGUCGGACAUGUUAUCACGGUGGUUUGAGGAAGCUAGCGAGGCUCAGAGCAGCAGCAGAGGGACACGGCCUCAGUCUCGGCCCCGAGGAACAGCUGUCCGCCCCAAUAUUCCUGCUGCAGUUGCCUCCAGCCAGGGGUCCAGCCCCCCUGAAAGGGGUGUAGCGGGUGCAGAGACAAUGACACCCUCACCUGCGUCCUCGUCCUCAUCAGAGUCUUCAACAUCUGCUGCGUUACCUCCCGUGGAGAGUUCAGCAUCGCCACCCUCUACACAGGCCGCCCCGAGGAGGCAGGCCCCGACAACAGCGGUCACCUCAGAGACGGCGCUCUCAGAGUACGGCCCUCAUCGACUGCCCAUAAGUUUAGUAUGUAGGCGUUUGCAGAGGUUACUUCGCCUGGCUGACCCCCCAGGACAGGGGCGGCGAGCGACCCCGUCUUCUUCUUCCUCCUCCUCCUCUUCCUCCUCUGCCUCUGCACCCCCAGAGAGACAGUCAGAAAGACUGGCUGCCACUGCUAUUCCUGAGACGCGUCCUACAGAUUCCCCAUCAUCUGUGGUAAACAAACAGCUGGGAUGCAUGACUCUUGAUGAGCAGCAGGGAGGAGUUUCUGUUUCCCCGCCUGAUGAUGCUCCUCUGCCAGCCAUCUGCAGCCUUCCCUCCACCUCUGGUAACAGCCGACCCGGUGCGGCGGAACCGGUGCUCAGCCUGCACUACAGCUCAGAGGGAACCACCACCAGCACCAUCAAACUGGACUUCACGGAUGAGUGGAGCAGCAGCACAUCCAGCUCUCUUGGCAGUGCAGGUCCCAAAGCGUCUGACACACUGCAUAGCCGAGAGAGUCCAUCCACGAAGGGUUCAGUUCUGGAGCUACCUCCCUGCGACCCCCCAGCUCCACAAAGUGAGACUAGUACCUCCAAAGAUCCUCCACGCGACGCCUCCUGCUCCAGUGGUCCCACCGGGUCGCCAAUCCAGAGCUCGGUGGUGGAGGGGGGUGUCACGGAGAGGAGUCCCUCUGACCCUCCUGAAGAAACCUCUGGGGACUGCAGGAGACAGGAGCCCAGGGAGGGGGCAGAGGAGGGACAAAGUCAGCCGGUCAGGGCCAACCAGGACUCCGAUGACAGCGAUGACGACCCCAUCCUCAUCCCUUCGACACGGUUCAGAGGACCGGGCCAGAGAUUAAAUUCCAGAGGAUCUGCAGUAGGAGAUAGAAUGAUCAGACGCUCGGCAGCCGCUCGCAUCCAGGAGCUGUUUCGCAGGAGAAAAGAAAGAAGGGAGAUGGAGGAGAGUGAGACGCAGAACAUCAGGAGGCCCUCUGUGAAAAUGGUGUACAAGGGCCACCGCAAUUCCCGCACAAUGAUUAAAGAGUCUUGUUUCUGGGGCAACAACUUUGUGAUGAGCGGCUCAGACUGCGGCCAUAUCUUCAUCUGGGACAGGCACACGGCCGAGCACCUCAUGCUGCUGGAGGCCGACAACCACGUGGUCAACUGCCUGCAGCCGCAUCCUUACGACCCCAUUCUGGCCUCUUCAGGGAUCGACUAUGACAUCAAAAUCUGGUCGCCGCUGGAGGAGUCACCGUCUUUCAACAGGCUGCUCGCUGAUGAGGUCAUAACACGAAAUGAACUGAUGCUGGAGGAGACAAGGAACACCAUUACGGUGCCUGCGUCCUUCAUGUUGCGAAUGCUGGCGUCCCUCAAUCACAUCCGAUCAGAUCGUCUCGAAGGCGACCGCUCCGAAGGAUCAGGCCAAGAAAACGAGGAUGAGCAGUAAAGUGGAUCGUUGUUGACUCCUUGUUUUAAAGAGAACACUUUUUUUUGCUGCAGAGCACUUCUUGAGAUUUGUACAAGUGUAGAAUACUUCCUUUUUGGUGUCAUUUCUAGCCCUGUCCCUCUUCAGCUGUCUUUUUUUUUUUUUUAAAGACUUUCUUACGAAUGUUUAUGUAUAAGAGUGAACUCUGGCCGUGUGUGAAUGCAAUGGUGUCAGUACGCAUCAGCUUUGAGAGGUGAGUGGCAUGUAAGAUUAAGUGCAAUAUUAUUAUUAUUAUAUGUUGGGAGUAAUCUUUCAGUGUUGGGUUUAAAGCGAUGUAAACAAGAGUACUUCAUACUUUUGGUGGCGGUCAAAAAAACAAAGCAAAAGCAGAAAGAACAAAAUCUAUUGUAACUCGCCCCGAGUGUUCACAUUGAUAAAUGCAUCUUUUACAGCAUUUUGAAGAAAUAAAAAACAAAUAAAGCAACAGGGCAUUUCAUUAGGUGCCUGCGUGACAAAUGUGCUGCUCCUCUCGUUCUACUAAUUGACUGAUUCAAUCUGCAGUAUUGAACAAAGCAACAUGGUUUACGUUUAUAGAAACUCAAUACAAGUAUUUGUGAAAUAUCAAAAGGUUACAAUUCAGUCACUUUCCUUAUAAAAAAAACAAAAAGUACCAUUCAAACAAAUCAAUUGUAACAAAUAUGAGGUAAGACUGAAGCGCUGUGGAUGUGCUUAUUAAAUGCUUAUACAUUCACCCAGGGUUCCUUGCUGAACUCCGACGGCAGGUACUACAUAUACACAGAACAAACGCACAGCUACAGUAAACCGUAUGCAAAACAGAAACAAACAAGCUAGUAAUCCUCUUCAAAUGUACAAAGAAAAAGUAAGCUUGAGAGACAAAUAGUUGUUCUGCUGCUAGCAGAACCGCAUGCAUAUGCGGUCAUAUAGUAGUACACAUUCUACAUUUGUACUAAAUCCGAGCAAUUAUGCCACUUUAUACUGCUUGGCAAACACCCGCUGCGUAUCAAGAGCCCAUCGGAUCUACCCACACACCCCCAGCAUGGACUGUUUUCUCGCCUGGCAUCGGGGAGAAGGCUCUGCUUUAGAACAACCAGGUUUAGAGACAGCUACUUCCCCCUGGCCAUCAGACUGCUUAAUGCCAAAUAAGCCCCUCUACCUGCCCACACGUAUUAAAGUGUUUCCAUUGGUAAAAGCAGGUACUAUUGCUGAUAAUGUAACACUUUCCCGUGGAUGCUUUGUUGCCUUCAUUCUCCUCUUGGAUAAAAUGUCUCCUUUUGUGGUGGAGUCAAUACAGGAGGCUUGUUUGUUAGCGUGUUUUGUUCAAUGUGGCAUGGUAUU